Messenger RNA from Capsicum annuum, 894 nucleotides. RefSeq lists its product as uncharacterized. The record is from RefSeq and is a predicted model, not a curated record. Gene Ontology annotation, molecular function: nucleic acid binding. The coding region runs from base 1 to 894 and encodes 297 amino acids. Lineage: Eukaryota; Viridiplantae; Streptophyta; Magnoliopsida; Solanales; Solanaceae. The transcript is spliced from 4 exons. Gene Ontology annotation, biological process: DNA integration.
AUGUGUGAUGCAAGUGGUGUUUCCUUGGGAGAUGUAUUGGGACAAAAAAGGGACAGAUUGUUUCAUCCAAUAUAUUAUGCCAACAAAGCACUGAAUGGAGAGCAAAAGAAUUACACCAUCAAUGAACAGGAACUUCUGGUUGUGGAUAGAAUAGAAGGUGAACAGGAAGCCAGUGAUGAAACAAAGAUAAAUGAUGCAUUUCCUAAUGAAGAGAUCCUGGCGGCUGUUGUGGAAAAAUUUCCUUGGUACGCGGAUUAUGCAAACUACAUUGGUAUUGAUUUUAUGGGUCUGUUUGUAAGCUCAUAUGGGAUGAAGUAUAUUUUGGUUGUUGCUGACUAUGUCUCUAAGUGGAUCAAAGCUGUGGCCUUGGCAGAUAAUGAAGGAAAGAUGGUUGUUGCUUUUUGCAAAAAGAACAUUUUCUCUCCCUUUAGAGUACCACGUACUAUCAUAAGUGAUGGAGGAUCUCAUUCUUGCAACAAAUUAUUUAGAGCAGCUUUGGAAAAUUAUGGAGUGAAACAACACAAAGUGGGUACCUCAUACCACCCACAAAGCAGUGACAGUGGGCAAGUGGAGGUGUCAAAUCUUGAAGUUAAAUCCAUCCUAGCUAAAACGGUGAAUGCUAAUCGGAAAGACUGGUCUCGAAAGCUGGAUGAUGCAUUGUGGGCUUACCGAACUUCUUUCAAGACACCCAUUGGCAUGUCACUAUUUCAGCUGGUCUAUGAAAAAGCUUGCCACUUGCCAAUAGAGCUGGAACAUAAGGCUUUAUGGGCGCUCAAAAGGUAUGCAGAGAUUAGUUCAACCAUUAUUACCUGUUCAUCCAGAACCGCAGCUCAUUGGCAGAAUGAACGGUCAACAGUACUUGGAAAGAAUAGUUGCUCAGCAGAAGUAGGUUAG